UCAGCUCAGCGGCCGCUAGCAGCAGAUGACUGUCUCCGUGUCUCCUGUGUCUCCUGUGUCUCCUGUCUCUCCUGUCUCUGUGCUUCACAUCAGCAGGGCUGCGUAUUCAUUUUCUCUGCUCUGAAACUUUUCGCGGGUGCAGAAGAGUUUUGUGGAUCAGCGGAGCUGGACCGGGAUUAUUUCAUGGCCCGGCCCUGAGGAAAACUCCGUGUCGGAUCUGAGAGGCCAGAGUUAGAGACUGGAACAACCAACAGCUGCUCCUCGAGAUCUCUUCCCACACAGGUUUCCCGAAAACUGCAAUGUCAUCAAAAAUGCAGAGCUCCAGUAGCAUGGCUCAGGCCAGGCGGACGGUGCAGCAGCUGAAGAUCGAGGCCAGCAUCGAACGGAUAAAGGUGUCCAAGGCUUCAUCAGACCUGAUGCGCUACUGUGGAGAACACGCCAAGAAUGACCCGCUGCUCAUGGGCAUUCCCGCGUCAGAAAAUCCUUUCAAGGACAAGAAGCCUUGCACCGUUUUGUAAGGCAACACCUGAACUCUUGCUGCUUUUCGUUUCAGUGCUUCUGUGGUAAAUAUAGUAAAACUGUUCACAACUUGCCUUAAGGCCAGUGUACCCCCCUUACCUUUUCACAUGCCUGCUUCGGUUUGAUAAGGAAUGUACUCCUCUCUGCCUCUCAGUCAGAUAGCGGUUACACCAAAGAACAGGCAGAAAUCUGAAUCUGAAUCUGUGGCCUCGGAUCAAAGCUUUAGCUCAAACAAAGGUGAUUAAAAGUUUGUAUGAAGGCUCAGUGGUGACUGCGUUUUUUCUCUGUGCUGUUAUCUGACAAGAUCUAGAAGGCCGCAGACCUCAGCCUGAAAGGAACCGCGCCACUGAGGGAGAGUUCCUGACUCUCUAAUUAUCACAGCAUGCAUAAACAAGCCCCCUCAGUCACUGGUCCAAUCCGAUUUAGGCUUUCAGCUUUCACCUCUUACUUUCAUCAGCCUUGUAGUUUGUGUGCUACUGAUAAUGAGCCCCAGAGAUAAUGAUGUCCUGCCGCUGGACGAGUGAACUGCGCUGUAGGACAGAGCAUGAUGUCUGACAGUGAUCAUUAAAAUAUGGAAAGAAAUAUUGAAUCCCAGUCUGUGCCAAUCAGUGCCAUCAGCGUCUCUGCCUCUCUCUGCAGAGCUGAGGCUCAUCGCUGGACUAUUCAGGCACUUUGAAACCUGUGAACACCAGAUGACUGUUAUACUCCUGAGCCUGAAACAUUCCAUGUUUACAGCUGCUCUAAAGCUCAGACCUUAUCAUGAGUAUGUUUGACUGCUGAUAAACAGCUGUAACUUUGUCAUUUGUGCGUUGGUGCAUUUUGCAUUUUUACCAGCCAGGGCCUUAACGAUGAAGUAAUCCUGCUUCAACUUCUGGACUACCUUUUAGUCACACAAGUGCUGUUGUCUUAUACUGUGAAUAACAAAGGCCCUUUAGGUGAAGGGAGUAUAUCUUACAAUAGGAUAUUAAUAUUAAACAUUAAUAUUACUAGCUGUAUGGCACCCUGUUUCAGAAAGACUCAGUUCAGUUAUGAUUUGCAUUACGAUAUCUCUCAUACAGUCCAUAACUAUGGCCGUGCAGUGUGUAUGUCCAUGUAUCACAGUAUGUGCUUGCUUGUAUCUGUGCUUCGCAGGAUUGCACUGAUUCAGUCAAACCUCAACUUUGAAUUUUAUUAAUUCAGCUUUUUGAAUUAAAACUGAAUGUGUUGUUUUGGUUAA
This is a messenger RNA of Toxotes jaculatrix (banded archerfish), 1735 nucleotides long. RefSeq names its product guanine nucleotide binding protein (G protein), gamma 12b (gene gng12b). Gene Ontology annotation, molecular function: G-protein beta-subunit binding. The record is from RefSeq and is a predicted model, not a curated record. Gene Ontology annotation, biological process: G protein-coupled receptor signaling pathway. Lineage: Eukaryota; Metazoa; Chordata; Actinopteri; Toxotidae. The transcript is spliced from 4 exons. Bases 300 to 518 code for a protein of 72 amino acids. Gene Ontology annotation, cellular component: heterotrimeric G-protein complex.